Messenger RNA from Limulus polyphemus (Atlantic horseshoe crab), 2038 nucleotides. Its product is annotated as hemocyanin AA6 chain-like. The record is from RefSeq and is marked provisional. Lineage: Eukaryota; Metazoa; Arthropoda; Merostomata; Xiphosura; Limulidae. Gene Ontology annotation, molecular function: oxidoreductase activity.
AGAAAGACCAGUCUCACUCUAUAGCCGACCAACGAUGACAGUCAAGGAAAAGCAGAGUCGUCUCCUCCCUCUUUUCAAACACUUGACCAGCUUGACAAGGGAUCAGCUUCCCGUGGGCUUGAGAGAUGACCGCCUUAAAGAUGUUGGCCACCUACCCAGGGGCACACUUUUCUCUCUCUUUCACGCCAAGCAUCUAGAAGAAGCCACACACUUGUACGAAAUUCUUUAUGGAGCUAAGGACUUUGACGAUCUCAUGCACCUACUCGAACAAGCACGAAAUACUGUCAACGAGGGUAUGUUUGUCUAUGCCGCUACAGUAGCCGUGCUUCACCGUGACGAUUGCCGAGGAGUUACUGUCCCUCCAAUAGAAGAAGUGUUUCCUGACAGGUUUAUACCAGUCGAAACCAUCCGACACGCUGAUAAGGAAGCGGCUGCUCAUCCUGAUAAGGAUAUUGUUGUGGAGUUUGAGGAGACUGGCAAUAUUUUGGAUCCCGAGUACCGAUUGGCUUACUAUAGGGAAGAUGUUAGCAUUAACCGCCAUCAUUGGCACUGGCAUAUUGUUUAUCCCGCCACCUGGCGUCCAGAAUUUAUGCACAAAGAGAAGGACCGAAAGGGAGAACUCUUCUACUAUAUGCAUCAACAGAUGUGUGCCCGAUAUGAUUGUGAACGUUUAUCUAACGGAAUGCACCGUAUGUUUCCCUUCAACGACUUUCAUGAAGAACUCGAGGGAUACUCUCCUCACUUGACUUCCCUGAUUAGUGGUUUGAAUUACGGUACUCGACCCGAUGGCUUGAAACUUCAUGACCUUCAUGACGUCACCAUCCAGGAUAUGGAGCGCUGGAGGGAAAGAAUCCAUGACGCCAUCGACCUGAAGAUGGUUCAUGACCACCAUGGUAAAGAGGUUGCUGUUGAUGACGAACAUGGCAUUGAUAUCCUUGGUGCCUUGGUUGAGUCUAGUCAUGAAUCUGUUAACCAGGGCUUCUACGGCAGUUUGCAUAACUGGGGCCACGUGCUGACAGCUCGUGCUCAUGAUCCCGAGGGCAAGUUUCAUGAAAAUCCAGGCGUGAUGAGCGACACCUCUACAUCUCUACGUGAUCCAAUUUUCUACAGAUGGCACAGGACUCUUGAUAACCUGUUCCAGGAAUACAAAGAAUCUCUGUCGCCCUACACAAAGGAAGAGCUAUCAUUCCCAGGAGUUGAGGUUCUCAGUGCUACUGUGAAGGCCAAGACCGACAACGUUAUCAUUACAUCUAUGGUUGAGAGCGAACUGGAGCUUACCCAUGGAAUCAACUUCGGUACUGAUCACUCUGUGAAGGUGAAAUACAACCAUCUCGAUCAUGAAUCAUUCAGCUAUCAAAUUAAAGUAGAGAACACUUCCGGCUCCACCAAGCAUGCCACUGUCAGAGUUUUCUUGGCUCCCAAAUAUGAUGAACUGGGUAACCUUCUGCAUCCCAAUGACCAACGACGUCUCUGUAUUGAGCUCGACAAGUUCCACAAAGAACUAAAGGCCGGAAAAAAUGAAAUCACACGUAACUCCGUGGAUUCCAGUGUGACUAUCUCCACUCUACAUACUUUUGAUGAGCUGGAGAGUGGUGUUGGAGUGAACGAGAAUGCUGAUGAAUACUGCAGCUGUGGAUGGCCGAAGAACAUGCUGGUACCACGUGGUAACAAUAAGGGAAUGACUUUUGAACUCUUCGUGAUGCUGACUGACUGGGAACAUGACAAUGUUGGCGGAAAAGGAUCUGAUAACCACAUGUGCGAUGACGCUGUCAGUUAUUGUGGAGCUAAAGAUAGCAAGUACCCCGAUAAAAAACCAAUGGGGUUCCCCUUCGAUCGACGAAUCGAUGCACACGAUAUUGAGGAAUUCCUAACCCCAAAUAUGGCGUUGACUGAUGUCAAGAUCAAGUUCGAAGGUUAAAAACCAAUAUAAGAAACUUUACUGUGAUCUCAAACGAAUACAGCUCGUACUAUCAGUUGUAAUACUAAACUAAAAAUGACAAAUUCGAAAUUGAAAACAAAAUAAAGUGUUCAUUAUGAA